ACAUCUGGCAACACUUAUUCCCAUUCGCCGUAUCCGCUUGCUGUCGAAGUAAUUCUUUUCAGAGAAUAUUUUGCCAAGAUAGAGUCAUAUUUGGUAAACAAAAUGCAGUUGCAAAUUAGAGGACCACGCACACAUGUCAUCGACUGUGAAAAUAUCGAGACUAUUGGCAGUGUCAUUGAAAGGAUAGCUCAGUUGGAAGAAGUGUGUGGAGAUGAUAUUAGGUUAUCUUGUGAGGGUACUAUUUUGUCUAAGGAAGACUCUCUAUCUAGCUUAUCCAGUUGUCAGCUUGAUUUAACUGUAUCCUUGUUGGGAGGAAAAGUCCAUGGUUCUUUAGCUCGUGCAGGUAAAGUAAAAGGACAGACACCCAAAGUAGAAAAACAAGAAAAGAAGAAGAAGAAGACUGGCAGAGCUAAGAGACGUAUUCAAUACAAUCGCCGCUUUGUUAAUGUUGUUCAAGGAUUUGGCAGACGUCGUGGACCAAAUGCCAAUGCUUAAGUUUGUUUAUAGCGAGUGAUGAAUAAGAAAUAAAUUUGU
This is a messenger RNA of Ctenocephalides felis (cat flea), 534 nucleotides long. RefSeq lists its product as uncharacterized. Gene Ontology annotation, biological process: translation. The record is from RefSeq and is a predicted model, not a curated record. The coding region runs from base 103 to 495 and encodes 130 amino acids. Gene Ontology annotation, cellular component: cytosolic small ribosomal subunit; ribosome. The transcript has 4 exons. Gene Ontology annotation, molecular function: structural constituent of ribosome. Lineage: Eukaryota; Metazoa; Arthropoda; Insecta; Siphonaptera; Pulicidae.